Messenger RNA from Beta vulgaris subsp. vulgaris (sugar beet), 2694 nucleotides. RefSeq names its product ankyrin repeat-containing protein NPR4. The transcript has 5 exons. Gene Ontology annotation, molecular function: protein binding. Lineage: Eukaryota; Viridiplantae; Streptophyta; Magnoliopsida; Caryophyllales; Amaranthaceae. The record is from RefSeq and is a predicted model, not a curated record. The coding region runs from base 434 to 2404 and encodes 656 amino acids.
UACAAUUUUUAAGGUGGUACUAAAUGGUAAUGAAAUUAAUGAAGAGAUAUUAAUGUUUUAGAAUCACAAAGCAUUACUUUACACGGGAUUUCUCUUGCAAAAAACAUAGAAUGGCAUCAUAGUUAUUCACAUUCAUCAGCACUUACCAAACUAAGCACUUACAGAGAAUAUAUGCUGUCUACUUCUGAUCGAGUCAUCGAGUUAUGUAGUUUUCUUUAUACUCACAAAUGCAAUAUUGCAAUUACUAAACCAUCUUAAAAUCUAGUCUCAACAACCUGUAUAUCGAAAGAUUAUUGUGAAGUAAAUCUUUGGCAUAUGUGUAGGUGGAAAUGCAGAAUCAAGUCAAGAUACAACAACUCAAAUCCGAGAAAGGAUCCAUCGAACUCGGCCUCCGCCUCUAGUUCUACCAACACUUCAACCUUUACCGCCACCAAUGACGCCUAUCGGGACUCCGUCUUCUCGUACUGAUCCAAGACCUGACAAAACAAGCGAAGAAUUCUUGAAAUAUGGAGUGAGACUAUACCAAGCAGCCUUGAAAGCCGAUUGGUCAACUAUAAACAUGAUACAUUUUGAGAACCCAUCUUGGAUUUGUAAACAGAUCACCAAGGGUGGCGAGACACUACUGCAUAUUGCCGCGGCAGCAAAGCAUGUUGAGCUCGUUAAGAAGCUCGUAGGUAUCAUGUCCAUUGAAUCUCUAGCACUGGCUAACAGUGUCCAAAACACAGCACUGUGUUUCGCCGCCGUUUCUGGAGUUGUUGAGAUUGCCCAAGCGAUGGUGGAGAAGAACAAAGAGUUGCCAAACAUCCGGGGAAGUCAAGGGAUGACCCCGCUUUACAUGGCAGUCUUGCUAGGUCACCGUCAAAUGGUAUGGUACCUUCUUAAUGUUACUGAUGAUAGCCAAAUUACAGACCAAGAUCGCAUUGGAUUACUAACUAGCUCGAUUGACAGUGAUCUCUACGAUGUGGCAUUGCACAUUCUAAACGAGCACAAAUAUUUGGCCUAUCUUCGAGACGAAAAUGAAGAGACAGCAUUGCAUGUCUUGGCUCAGAAAAAGCCUGUUUCUUAUCAGAUGAGCAUGUGGAAGAGGUGUAUACAAUGGGAUGUAAGUUUGCUAAAAGAAAAAACGAGACCUGCUUGUUGUUCUAUAUUUGUUUUAGGGAGUAGCACAGAUCAAGAUAUAAGCAUAGAGCCACCAGGUUUCCUUCAACUAACACAAAACCUAUGGGAUGAAGUCAUUAAACUGAAGAGCGAGGAUAUAUCCAAGCUAAUUGGAGAUCCUUGGCGACUACUCUUUGUUGCAGCUAAAUGGGGAAAGGUCGAAUUUUUAACGACACUAAUUCGAUCUUAUCCUGAUCUAAUAUGGAAAGUAGACGAAAAUAGGCAUUCCAUAUUCCACAUUGCCAUAAUUCACCGCCAUGAGGAGAUCUUUAAGCUCAUUUAUGAGAUAGGAGCAAUUAAAGACUUAAUAGCUACAUACAAAGAUGACAACGGAAAUAACAUGUUGCAUUUGGCUUGCAAGUUGGCACCUACCCACCGGCUGAAUUGUGUUUCAGGAGCAGCUUUGCAGAUGCAACGUGAGAUACAAUGGUUCAAGGCAGUAAAGAAGGUAGUGAGCACGGAGUAUGCUGAAGCUGAAAAUAAGGACCUUAAAACACCUCAUUCCUUAUUCAGUGAAGAACACGAAGAACUAAGAGCAAAAGGAGAAGAAUGGAUGAAGAAGACUGCUGAGUCGUGUGCCCUCGUUGCUACUCUUAUAGCUACCGUGGUUUUCUCAGCUGCCUUCCAGCUACCCGGAGGUGUUGACAGUGAAGGAAGUCCUAACCUCAUGACAAGAGCAUCUUUUGUUGUAUUCGCUCUAUCGAAUGCUGUAUCGUUGUUCACCUCUACAGCUUCUGUACUAAUGUUUUUGUCCAUUCUCACUUCACGUUAUGCAGAGAGCGACUUCCUCAUCUCGCUACCUCUCAAGCUCAUGAUGGGGUUAACCUUACUGUUUCUUUCGAUUGCGACUAUGAUGGUAGCCUUUACUGCUACAUUUUACAUGACUUUAGAUAGGGGAGUCAAAUGGGCGCCUCUUCCUGUCGCCUUGUUUGCUUCAAUUCCCGUUGCUCUUUUCGCUCUCCAACAGUACCCUCUUUUGGUCGACAUAUUUCGCUCAACCUAUAAAUCUCAUCAAUUUCUAAUUGAAUCUAGUAAAUCAGUUCUGUUUGAGGUUUCUACUAGCAAUAAUCUUUCUUCUUACGAGUGUAUAGGGACUAUGACAUCCCAACACCCAUCUUCGAUCUAUCCAUCACCUCAUAUAACCAUUGGAAAAUCUCAUCAGAGCUCGUCUCAUCGCCGAACACCCUCGCAGAUAGUAGAUCCAAGCGCAACAGUAUACAGCGACCGUAAGGAUAUGCUAACGUAAGUUACACCAAAUAACAUGAUUCUUAUAUAUAAUUUAUGGAAUUGGCAAUAAUUUGGAGGAGAAACUUGAGAUAUAUUUAUUACGAAAAAGAAGGCAUGAUAGUUGAUGCUUGGUAACAUGUGCGAUAACAUUAGUUUUUUUUUUUUUUUUUUUUUUUUUUUUUUUUUUGGCUUUUCCAAUGUAAUAUUUAAUUUUAUUUUGUUUACAUACUCUUUUUAAUUUGUUGAUUCAUAUAUGAGUGUAUUUCAUGUUUAACUAUUUCUUUUUCUUUUUAUUGACGAGGACAAACC